AUGUCAACAUCAGAGAACACAACAACAGUUAUAGUCCAUGAAGCUAUAAAUGAAGAAUAUGAGUACAUACAGUUUAACAAACAACUCCGUCUCAUUCGUUCGGUCAAAGACGAUAUGUACCAAAUGCAAAGUAUUUUGACAGCAUGUUUUGCUCCAGAUACUAAGAAACCACAAGACUGGUUUAGGAACCAAAGCACACAAGAACUUUUGAGCGAAGCACAGCGAGACAUACUUUUUUCUGAAAACAGUGAAGAACAGCGAGUGGGAGGGAAACCCCAGUCGCCAAAACUCUAUGAAAACAGUGAAGAACAGCGAGUACGUAAGAAACCCCAGUCGCCAAAACUCUAUGAAAACCGUGAAAAAUUGCCAAACGGUUUGAGAGGAUAUUAUGUUCAUAGACUUUUAGUAAAUGCAGUUGCAAUGUGGGCUUCACCACGUUAUGCUUGGAAUAUUUACAAACUUCUUGACGAACUUCACAGACAAGAACGUGGAGAGAUGGAAAAGAAACUUCAAGCAAAAGAUGAAGUCAUUGAAUCCAAAGACAAAAGCAUACAGAAAAGAAUACCGCGUUCAGUACCAAAAGGAAAGGAAAAGAACUAUAAGUAUAUGAUUUAUACUGAAGAGUUGGAGAAUGAAGAAGACAGAGAUAUGGUUAUGUUGCAUUUAGUCAGAAGAAACAACAAAAGCUUUUACGACCUUGCUAAAAUAUAUAAAUCUGACAGAAACUGGUUCUAUCGUGAAAACUUACCGAUUUCAAUGACACCGAAUGAGCAAAUAAAAGAAAUUGUCAAAAAUACUCUUCCUCAAACACACUAUGACAUCAAAGGUUGCACAAUACUUACCUUCAAAGAAGACUUACCAUUACUGAAGGAAAAAAUAACAGAAUAUUUCGAUAACUUCAAAGAGGAAGAAUGA
Molecule: messenger RNA, 915 nt
Organism: Trichomonas vaginalis G3
Lineage: Eukaryota; Parabasalia; Trichomonadida; Trichomonadidae
Product: KilA, N-terminal/APSES-type HTH, DNA-binding family
Exons: 1
Coding region: 1-915 (304 amino acids)
Source: RefSeq, a predicted model, not a curated record